CAUCCUCUGCCCCCCGCAUCCCCCUAAUCCCUCAUCCUCCCCGUUCCGUUCCCCCCCUCCCGCCCCGCCCGGCUCCUCCCGGCGGCCCCGGCGGCCGCUGCCCCCACCCCCAGCCGCGGGCCCAGCUCCAUUCCCGUGCCCGCCGCGUGGUGCCGGGAUGCCGCAGGGCCCGGUACGGGUGCUGCGCUUGGGGCUGCGGCCCUACCCCGAUGCGCUGCGGGUGCAGGAGCGCUGCGUGGCGGCGGCGCGGGCGGCGCGGCCCCGCGGGGCUCCGGGGGAGAGCCUGGUGCUGAGCGAGCCGGCCCAGCCCGUGUACACGUGGGGGCUGCGGGGCGCGCCGGGGGCGGCGGCGGCGGCGCGGCUGCGGGCGCGGGGCGCGGGGCUGGUGGCGGCGCGGCGCGGCGGCCACGUUACGUUCCACGGGCCCGGGCAACUCGUGGCCUUCCCGGUGCUCGACUUGCGCCGCCGCCGCCUCCCGCUGCGCCGCUACGUGCAGGCCUUGGAGGAGCUGGGCCUGAGGCUCUGCCGCCGCCUCGGCCUCGGCGCCGCUCGCGCCCUCCCGCCGCCUUUCACCGGCGUCUGGAUGGGAGACAGCAAGAUCUGCGCCAUCGGGGUGCACUGCGGGAACCACAUCACGUCGCACGGGCUGGCGCUGAACUGCUGCACCGACCUCAGCUGGUUCGAGCACAUCGUGCCCUGUGGGCUGGAGGGGAAAGGUGUCACCUCGCUGAGCCAGGAGCUGGGCCGGCACGUCACCGUGGAGCACGUCCUCGAGCCCUUCCUCGACUCCUUCCGGGAGGUCUUUGACUGCACCUUGGUCUUCUCAGAGGACCCCGGGGACUAAGAGAGCCACGAUGGGUUUUGUGGCAAACUCUUGUGUCCUGGUGUCAAGGCAUGAAAGGAUGAACCUGGGUGAUGGAGCCACUUGGGGCUUUAUUGCAAGACUUUUGUGCCUUUGCCUAUGAUGGUACAGAGAGGUUCAGGCUGUUGUUUAAACAUCCAAACCUCCAUCAGGGCUGCUGUCCCCAGCCCCAUGGGUCUCCAUCCGUCAGCUGAGACCUCCAUGGGUACCACAUCCCCAUCGCUCGCUGGGGAGAUGCUGAAAUAGGUGCUUUUGUGGGUUUAUUUCUGCCUCUUGCCUCCUCAAUAUCCCAGAUUUGGGUGGACACUCACACACCGUAUGGAUAAGAAAAGGGUCGAGCAUCCUUCCCUCACCACUGCAUAAAGGGGCAGAUUGUCUAUAAAGAGAGUUGCUGGGAACUUCA
Molecule: messenger RNA, 1265 nt
Organism: Strigops habroptila (Kakapo)
Lineage: Eukaryota; Metazoa; Chordata; Aves; Psittaciformes; Psittacidae
Gene: LIPT2
Product: lipoyl(octanoyl) transferase 2
Exons: 2
Coding region: 158-844 (228 amino acids)
Biological process (GO): protein lipoylation
Cellular component (GO): mitochondrion
Molecular function (GO): lipoyl(octanoyl) transferase activity
Source: RefSeq, a predicted model, not a curated record